CUUAUUUUCGCGUACAACUGCGCCCCCUACAAUGAGGCAAAUGCACUGCGCUCUUGGCUUUGCGCACGCGAGCGGCGCCAGCCGCGCCGGGCGGCGCCCCGAACGACCCGGCGGGGCUCCACCUCUGCCGCCAUUUCGUGGCCGGCCGCGGCCAACUCCGCCCCGCGCCGCGCCAAGCUGCGCCGGCCCGGCCCGCGCUGCGCCGCCAGCCCGCCUAAUAAGUCACCCGCGCGGUUCACUUGCCCGCCGCGAAGAUACGCGCGAUUUAUCGCCUAUAAAGCUUUCAGCGACAGUCGGUCGCGGGACGAUCGCGCCGACCCGACCCGCCCUGCCAUGCCCCGCCGCUGUCCUCCGCGGCAUACUAAUAAAUUCUCGGCCCCUCUAAGGCCGCUGGUUCAAGAGCCGUUUAAGCCACUCCGAUUGUCGACGCUGAUUUUAGUGGCAGUUACUUGUCACCGUAAACGCACGGGUUAUGGUCGAGAGCUCCGGGAGAUUGACACCCGGUACGAAGGAGACGGCACGCGCCUCCCUGGGAAGCGGAAGGGGGGCGGGGAAGGGGGUGUACCGCGGCGGCAGCGGCGGCAGCUCAGUAAAGAGAAGCAGCAGUUUUACGCGCUGUUUUAUACAAGUGUUAACGAGCUUAUCGGGGUUGGGCGCGGGCGGCAGCAUCUCGGCCGCGGCGGCGCGGGGCCGGGCCGGGCCGGGGCGGCCGGCGCCGAGCAGCGCCGCGGCGCGCGCCAGUCGCUGGGCGAUGUGCCGCCGACGCCCGCCGCCUCGCCCGCCGACGGCCCGGCCCCGGCCCGGCCCUGCGCCGCCACUCAGCCCGCCGGCCCGCGGGGCGACAGCCGACAGCUCCACUGCCCAGCGCUCGGGUUCGCCGGGAAAUCAGAAUGCAAGCUAAUGAAUGCCAUUAAGUUGUCGCAAGGAGUACCACAAAGGAGACAGAAUGAUAAGCAGAGACGAAAUAUGGGUGUAUUGGAGAAUGAUAUUAGCUGAGACUGCUGAAAAUCCUUGGAGGAAUUAUUUGCGAAUGAACAAAAUAAAUCAAGCAAGAAAUGAAUUUCGUCGAUAGCAAGAAAUUGGAGGAAUUUGCUGAGUGGUUCACUGGAUAAAUAGAAGCUUCAUAUUUGCCAAAAAAGUAUGUUGUACAUUCAACUACAUUCAAAUACCUUGUUUUUGUUGUCUUUUACGAGCUAAUUUUACAUUUCAUAUCUGGAUAUCAAAAUCUUAACAUGUAAAUAAAUAUCAUUAUAUUUUACCAAAAUUAAAAGUGGAAUAGAUUUUAAAAGCUAGAGCAAAUAUUUGUGUCCUGUAACCACAGAGAUGGAACUUUUAAUGAUCGAUCUCUGAAGAUCUCUUGUAACAAGACUUGAAACUUUUUUCUCUGAAAAGAGUUGCAGGAAUGAAGCGACAACUGACAAUAACAAGAGUAGAAAAUGGAUAAAAAAAUAAGUUUCGUCUUUACGUAAAGAAAUCGUAGAUAUUUUAAACUUUAAUAAAAGAAUUAACGUAUAAGAAAAUAUUCAGGUGUAAAAAAAUAAGGAUUUUUUCUUCACAAUUAUCUCUUCAGAGAAGAUAGUUAUCCAACGGAGCACGCAUGUCUUUCAGACAUGAGAAGGAGACAUUUUGAAUAUGGUCAGUACAUGAUUAUUGCAGUUUACAAGUCAGCACGUGAGCCUUUAUAUUGCGUAUUCAAAAAAACGGCGGAAACAAAAGUCUUGUGAUAAAGAGGUAUAAUUUGUUCAGUGCGCGGUUGCGUGUGAGUUUCUAUUCUGUUAGUGCGCGUAGGGUUGUUUUUUCUUCUUUAUUACUCGAGUGCUUGAUGUGCGUGAGUUGCAACUGCAUUGCAUCAGCAAGGCACUGGAUCUGCGUCACGACAGACUUCAAGACUUCCAUCACACAAGAUAUUUCUACUCCCACAAUCGCCACCGCCUCCGCCACCGCCACUGUCGCCGCCCUUUGAACCUGCAUUGGAUCCGAUUCUUCAAUUAUCUGGAGCCAAUGGCUUGCGCAGGAGAGGCCGCCAGACGUACACCCGCUACCAGACGCUGGAGCUGGAGAAGGAGUUCCACACGAACCACUACCUGACGCGGCGGCGGCGCAUCGAGAUGGCGCACGCGCUCUGCCUGACCGAGCGCCAGAUCAAGAUCUGGUUCCAGAACCGCCGCAUGAAGCUGAAGAAGGAGAUUCAAGCGAUCAAAGAGCUCAACGAGCAGGAGAAGCAGGCGCAGGCGCAGAAGGCGGCGGCGGCAGCGGCGGCG
Gryllus bimaculatus (two-spotted cricket) is the source of this 2261-nucleotide messenger RNA. NCBI's taxonomy places the organism in Eukaryota, Metazoa, Arthropoda, Insecta, Orthoptera, Gryllidae. The record is from the annotation of a GenBank genome assembly.